AUGGCCAUCCAGAGGGAGGAUUACCAUAAGGUUCUCAUCACAAAGACCACAACAGUUUACCCAAGAGCUCACCCCCAUGAGGCCAGAGUUAUCCAGCUCUCCAAUCUAGACAGAAAGUGCCCUUUGCUCAUGUACUUGGUGUUCUUUUACAGAUCACCUCCACCCCACCAACGCCUGUCAGCUGGCUCUCUUUUCUCUUCCUUAAAAAUGGGCCUGGAGGAUACCCUGUCUGCCUGGUACCCGGCUGCAGGGAGACUGUUCUUAAGCCCAGCCAAUGGAAAGCUUGACCUGGUUUGCACCAAUUCAGGUGCACUAUUAGUGGAGGCUGCCACUCGUUUGAAGAUCUCAGAGCUUGGAGACCUCUCUCAGUACAAUGACUUCUAUGAACGCCUUGUUUUCAGGCCUCCCUUGUCCAGUAGCUUCUCUGACAUGCCCCUUGUCGUUGCUCAGGUGACUAAGUUUGGCUGUGGAGGGUAUGCAGUGGGGGUAGGAACAAAUCACUCACUCUUUGAUGGGUUGGCAAACUAUAAUUUCAUGAAUGCAUGGGCCUCUAAAACAGUUGGAAAAGCAGAUGAGGCAGUGGAACUGGUUGAGCCAGUGCAUGAGAGGGGGAGGUUGUUGGUAGGUCGUGGCCAAAUUGAUAAGAAUUUAACUAGGCCUGGUGGAAGAGAGAAGAUGACAAGAGUCACAGCUGUCGAUCAUCUUUACCUGUUAAUAAAACAGGCAGUCUCCAUGGAACGCAUGGAUUCUCAUGGAAAACUUCAUGGAGAGCACAAAUUCUCAGAGGUGGGUAGCGCAAGCCAUGAACAAUUUGUUCUUGGGACCUUUUCUCUGAGAAGCUCCAUGGUAGGGAAGCUUAAGAGCAAGGCUACCAGUCGCUGGAGUGGCACUUCAUGCUCUUCCUUUGAGGUUGUGGCAGCACACUUAUGGAAGGCAAGGACUAAAGCCUUGGGAAUACAAAAAGACAGAAUAGUAUGUCUCCAAUUUGCAGUGGACACAAGGACCCGGAUGGAUCCACCCCUGCCCAAAGAGUUCACAGGGAAUGCCUACGUGCUCUCCUCCAUCUCAUGCACCAGUGGAGAACUCGAAAGAGAGAGCAUGGCAACAAUCAUUGAGAAGAUAAAGGAGGCAAAGCAAGCUGUGACCAAUGACUACGUGGGAGCCUAUCUGGAGGCCCUCGAGGCUCCACAAGGCGUGCUCCCUCCACUGCCUGAGCUCACGAUGGUCUCGGACUGGACAAGAACCCCCUACCACAAGGUGGACUUUGGGAUUGGAGAUGCAGUCUAUGUGUCACCAUUGGCUUCUCCUUUCCAACAGGUUGCUUACUUCAUGCAGAGUCCAAUUGAUGGAGGAGGGAUUGAUGUCAGAAUUGGUUUACUUCCGAAGCAUGUCCCUGCUUUCUCCCACUAUUUCCUGGGUAUGUUGUAAUAAGUCUGCAAGUCCUCAAACCAAGCACCAACCUAAACCUUUGAAGGGUUAUAAACAUAAUUAUAGAUGUAGCUUGUGUCAUGGAUGAUGGUCCUUACUAAGUUUCUGACCAUGUAUGACAAAAUGAAAAAUACUUUUCUUGGGUAAUUCUGCUA
This is a messenger RNA of Elaeis guineensis (African oil palm), 1583 nucleotides long. Its product is annotated as brassinosteroid-related acyltransferase 1. Gene Ontology annotation, molecular function: acyltransferase activity, transferring groups other than amino-acyl groups. NCBI's taxonomy places the organism in Eukaryota, Viridiplantae, Streptophyta, Magnoliopsida, Arecales, Arecaceae. The record is from RefSeq and is a predicted model, not a curated record.